Ziziphus jujuba (common jujube) is the source of this 1415-nucleotide messenger RNA. RefSeq names its product prohibitin-1, mitochondrial. Gene Ontology annotation, biological process: mitochondrion organization. The transcript has 6 exons. Lineage: Eukaryota; Viridiplantae; Streptophyta; Magnoliopsida; Rosales; Rhamnaceae. Bases 196 to 1065 code for a protein of 289 amino acids. Gene Ontology annotation, cellular component: mitochondrion; membrane. The record is from RefSeq and is a predicted model, not a curated record.
CAAAUCUCAUUAGGUUCGACACGCAGACUUGACGCCGAACCACUAUUCUUUCUUUCGACUCUCAGCAGCUUAGCUCUUCUUUGAUCAUCAUCUUUAUUUAUUUGUUCAAUCUUCCACAGUCGCUGCGAGGUUCUUGAAGCGGAGGCCUUCAAUCUUGAAGUGGUCAGGUUUUUCGCUUUUUCUGGAAUUGACAAAAUGAACUUGAAAAACGUCAAAGUCCCCAAGGUUCCAGGCGGUGCAUCUUCUGCAUUGCUGAAGUUGGGAAUUAUUGGUGGUAUCGGUUUGUAUGCGGCUGCUAACAGUCUUUACAAUGUCGAGGGAGGGCAUCGAGCCAUCAUGUUCAACCGCUUAGUUGGUAUCAAAGAUAAGGUAUAUCCAGAAGGAACACACCUUAUGAUUCCAUGGUUUGAGAGGCCAGUCAUUUAUGAUGUGCGAGCACGACCUCAUUUGGUGGAAAGUACUUCAGGGAGCCGCGAUCUCCAGAUGGUUAAAAUUGGACUUCGAGUUCUUACUCGCCCUGUUGCGGAUCAGUUACCAACAGUUUAUCGAACACUCGGAGAAAAUUUUAAUGAGAGAGUCCUUCCUUCAAUCAUUCAUGAAACGUUGAAAGCUGUUGUUGCACAGUACAAUGCUAGCCAGCUAAUUACUCAGAGAGAGAAUGUUAGUAGAGAAAUACGGAAGGUUUUGACUGAAAGGGCAGCCUAUUUCAACAUUGCACUGGAUGAUGUGUCUAUUACCAGCCUAACCUUUGGGAGGGAGUUCACUGCAGCAAUUGAAGCCAAACAGAUAGCUGCACAAGAAGCUGAAAGGGCUAAAUUUGUUGUUGAAAAAGCUGAGCAAGACAAAAAAAGUGCUAUUAUCAGGGCAGAAGGUGAGGCCACAAGUGCCAAGCUGAUCGGUCAAGCUAUUGCCCAAAAUCCAGCUUUUACGGCGCUAAGGAAGAUUGAGGCUGCGAGAGAGAUUGCACAGACCAUCUCAAACUCAUCUAACAAAGUUUACUUGAAUUCCGAUGAUCUGUUGUUGAAUCUCCAGGACAUGAAUUUGGAGGUCAGUGGGAAGAAAUAGAGAUACCUGAUUGAACCUAUAAUAUUUUGAUUUUCAGGUUCUUCAUGGUAAAUUUCAGCUAAAUUUGGAGCAGUGUACAUUUCAUUUUGACCUCUAAUGGACCAUUGUGAAACAAGGGGAUUUAGUUUUCAUGGCACUGUACUCUAGGUGGAGAAGCAUUUAAAUCCUGGAACCUCAUCAAAUUGUUCUAUUAGGAUGUAGUUUUUGUUGUGGUUAUGUUGCAGAAAUUUUGAAUAUGACAUCAUAUAUCUCUUCAUAGAUUGCUACAGUUCAAUCUGAGUUUCAGGUUGGGGCUCUGAAUUUUAAUGUUUAAUUUAAUAAAAAUGGAGCUAAUUGAUAGUUUCGUUAAA